Molecule: messenger RNA, 1424 nt
Organism: Moneuplotes crassus
Lineage: Eukaryota; Ciliophora; Spirotrichea; Euplotida; Euplotidae
Source: the annotation of a GenBank genome assembly
AUGAACAAGAAUACCUCUCUAAGCCGGCACCUGAAUAAAAUAAAAGCUAAAAGUCCAGUAAAGUAUUACUUUGCCAAUAAAUUCAAGCUUGAUGUUGACUCAUUGAGCAUCCCGAGCAGGAUCGAGAGCUUCAAGAUGACACCAAGCUCCAAAGGGAAACCCUCUAAGGUCAACUAUAAGAAAAUUGAGAAUAUGAUUGACGAGAAACUUAAGAUAAUGGCCAAAGAUUUAUACAAAGAACUCUACUCCUCAUUGACAAGAGUAAACAGAAAUUUUAAAUGAGAUCGCUGCUCUAUGGCAAGAACUGAAUACAUCACUCCAGAGAAGUCGUUCAAGCAUGACAAAGUUCGGAAGUCUAUCAUGAGCAACCGUUCUAAAAUGAUUCCGAGCCAAAGUUCUCAAGAUAAUUCGACUAGCCAAAACCAAAUGGUCAAAGUUAAAGACUCAGUAAAAUGCAACAAGCCUAGUCAGAAUUGUUUAACUAAACAGUUCAAGGCUUCUCUGAUGAAGAAGGCCCCUCAGUCUGAACAGAAGGCAAGCAAUAGGAUCAGCAUUAACCUUGCUUCUUUGUCAUCUUGUAGAGGAGAUGAGAUCGAUGAAAGAGAUUUUGAGCAUAGUGAUUUGAUUUCACUCUCAGAAAAUAAACAAUCAUUGUUCUCAACUCAAAGAGCAGAUAAUCAUAGAUUUAGUAAUCUAAAUCUCUCAAGCCCUUCUAUAACUCCUCAUGGAGAUUGUAAGGAUAUCCCAUGUGGGAAUUUGUGUCCACAGCUCUCUCCAAGAAGUCAGAGGAACAUUAUCUUGUCCAACUCAGGUUACCAAAAUAAACGUAAAUAAAUCUGUGAAUCUUGCUAAAAAAACCCAGAUAGGUGUUCCAUAUCAGAUGAAAAAUACAACCACUUUCUCUGUAAAAAGAGAUAUCGAGAAUAAAUAAGUUUGCAAUUGAGGCUAAUUGGUGGCAUCAAUGGUGAGAUUAUGUGAACCUUGAGCACUCCGAACAGCAAGAAAUGCUCAAUAGAAUCAAAGGAGACUCUGAGUCAAGCAAUUUCACUAACCUCUUAGCCCCCAAGCAUGGUGGCGACGAGGAUUCUAUUGAACCUGAAAAUGGGGUUUCCAUUACUGAAGAAUUAGGAAUUCCUACCCCAAUUAUAAAAACUAACCUAAAUGAUACCAAGAAUAGCUGAAAGAAAUUACUGAAAGCCAAAAGUACUGCUUCAGACUAUAUAGUUCAAAUGAACACGGAGGAUCUCUAUGAGAAGCCUGAAAAUAUUUGAAAUAAGAAAAUAGCAGAACUUGAUGAGAAAGGGGAAUUCCAGAUCAAGAGUGACUGCUGCGAGUCAUACGAUUACGUCCUUGUCAAUAUUAAUAUCUGGGAUUACCUCAAAAGAUGGUAUGACUAUGACAUUGAGGUCGAAGUAAAGAGCUAA